This is a messenger RNA of Aspergillus ibericus CBS 121593, 776 nucleotides long. RefSeq lists its product as uncharacterized. The record is from RefSeq and is a predicted model, not a curated record. The transcript has a single exon. The coding region runs from base 144 to 617 and encodes 157 amino acids. Lineage: Eukaryota; Fungi; Ascomycota; Eurotiomycetes; Eurotiales; Aspergillaceae.
ACGCAGCGUUAAUUGAGAUCCUACACCUUCGUCGAGUCAAGGUAUCGAUUUGUCCUACCUCAAACGCGAACGCAGGAUUGUCCUCGGCGAUAAAAGGGUGGAUAAAACAGCCCACAGGGGGAAAUCUCCAGGAAUAGGCAAAAAUGCCAAUGGUCAUGCAUUAUUCUGGACGGUCACCAUGCGCGAACAGGAUCAUCGCCGUAGCCUCCAACCUACUGACUAACCAGUGCAUUGCCAGUGCAGCUUCCGGGAUCCCCAGGACCACAACCAUGACUGCCUGGGUAGGAACACAGGGGGGUGGACACUGGAAACCCUUAGUGCGCAUGCGGCACACCUGGAUUCCGGGAAUUAGAACACUGCAUGGGCGUGUCGGUAGUAGUUCCAUCGCCCUGGCGGUGGUUGACUCAUCAGCAUCCAGCCAAUUCUCGUCAUCCAUCAAAUCAUCCAACCGUCAAGGAUGUGACACAUCGCUCGUCGUUGUCGGCAAGGCAACCACACAUGCAGGAGCCCAUCCACCUAAGAGGGAAAGGUGGACAGCUGUUACAGGGCUAAUGCACGAAAAGUACCUCCAUCGCCGACUAGGAACACCUCCCCGCGGCACCAGAGAGCUCCGAUAACACAAGUCAGCUGAGAUGAAACAGCCAGUGUGAUAUGUGGCGGUGACCACCGAUCGAUCUUCGAUGGCUAGCAUUCCUUGUACUGUUAGCCACAAUAAUCAUCGAACGAGCGGGCCUCACAGCCCACUGUGUAUACGCCCAACGGCUUUUUUUCUCGAG